Messenger RNA from Sceloporus undulatus (fence lizard), 525 nucleotides. RefSeq names its product protein phosphatase 1E-like. The transcript has 3 exons. The coding region runs from base 16 to 417 and encodes 133 amino acids. Lineage: Eukaryota; Metazoa; Chordata; Lepidosauria; Squamata; Phrynosomatidae. The record is from RefSeq and is a predicted model, not a curated record.
GAUAAAAUUUAGCAGAUGGUCCCAAGCUCAAAACGGAAUCAGAAAAAGAGUAAACAGCCACGAAGGGGAAGAGGGUCUGGGAGAGGCCGAGGGAGACGCCAGGUUCAAGAGCCGCAGCCAGAGCCGCAGCCAGAAAUACAGCUGGAGGUAACCGAGGAGAAAGAGCCAGAAACACAAGUGAUCCAGGUGGAGGAGAAAGCUGAAGCUAUUCUGGAUUUCCCAGCAGAGACUUCCAUUCCACCUGUAGAAGCUGAAGAGCUGUACUCCCAACAGCAAGAAGCAGCUGAGGAAGCAGCCCCAGCCAGAGACACUCUUUUCUCACUGGGACUUGAAGAGUUUCCAAGGACCGAAGAACCAGAAAUCCCCAAGACCCUGGAAAAUGACCAUUUGGAACAGGAGUUCUCUGGCAUGCUUUAAUUUAAAAGUUGUAGUGCAGACAGUAAUUGUUGCUGCUUAGCAUGAAAACACUGUUAGCAUGUAGGAUACCUGCUGUUGUGUGAACAAUAAAAGUCAGUGGCCGAUGAA